This is a messenger RNA of Capsella rubella, 970 nucleotides long. RefSeq lists its product as uncharacterized. The record is from RefSeq and is a predicted model, not a curated record. The transcript has 2 exons. Lineage: Eukaryota; Viridiplantae; Streptophyta; Magnoliopsida; Brassicales; Brassicaceae. Bases 71 to 778 code for a protein of 235 amino acids.
UUCACCAUUAUAGCAGUGGACGGACACUCCAAACGUCAGUCUCUUCGUUUUUGCUACUUUCUUUUCUUUCAUGGCCUUCGACCAGAGCUUAGUGAUGGUUUCUUCUCUGUCGAGACUCUCUGUAUGCACGAACUCUGUUUACGUCGACGAAGACGAAUCAUCAGCCACUAAAAAUCAGCCGGAUUCGUGCGUUUUCACGUCGGUGGAGAAUUUCGACGGAGCAGAGGCUGACGGAGAAGUUUCCGAUGAUGGAGAAGGAAAAGAGAACGUUCGAGAGUCUGAUUCCGACAAAGAGGCACGUGGUUUCUACUCUCUUCCGGUGACUCCAUCUCGUCGGAGAAGAAAACUUUUAGUUUCCGGCGAGUUAAAUGCGAACGAGAGUAACAGAGAUGGCGGUAAGUGUAGUAUACGGAGGCAGAGGAGGGUAAGUAGGGAAAAGAAAAAAAAGGGAGUUAACGGAGAGUGUGACGACGGUGGACGAGAAGGGUUAACGGUGUUAACGAGAGCCAAGGGAGGAGACAGGUCGAUGAGGAUGGGGUUGGAAGAAGUGAAGGCUUGUAGAGAUCUCGGGUUCGAACUAGAGGUUCCGGUUCCGGGUCGGAUCUCUGUCUCAACCGGGUCGAACUUCGAUACUCAGACUAGUAGUGGCGGCAACUCACCCAUCGCCACUUGGCGCAUCUCCAGUCCUGGUGAUGAUCCAAAGGAGGUUAAGGCGAGAUUGAAGGUGUGGGCACAAGCUGUGGCUUUAGCUUCUGCAUCACGUCAUCAAGCUUCUUAAUUAUAUAUCUUCUCUGUUUUAGGUUCUACUUUUAUCUAAGUAAUAGGUCUUUUCAUGUUCUUUUUUUUUUUGCUUAGUGGGUUUUGAGAGACUUUCCUAGUUCGUAUCGUGGGUUUGUAAAUACGAUAACAGUAGUUGUUUUCAGUCAUCCCUUCAGGUGAAAUAAUAAUUUUGCGAAAUACUCUAUAUCGA